AAAUUCGUACAAGUAUUCUCCAACGUUGUUAGUGUUGCUGCAACAGCAUCCGACACCAAACGGCAGCAGACAACGAACAGCACACACAGCACACCACGAAGCCAUGGACGAGAAAAUUGCCAAGCUCGAGACCGCCACGGCCGAAGCCGCGCUGCAGCUGGGGGUCGCCAGGCAGGCGCUGGAGACCGCAGAGGCCGACCUCGCCAGGGCCAAGGAAAAAUACCGGGCCCUCAGCGCGCAGCUGGAGAAAUCGGGGGACAGCAUGCUGGUAACCGAUACGGAGCUCCCAGAGCUGCUCGAGACGAGGAUCCGCGCCAAAAACGUCCUGGAAACGAUCGAGGCAAAACACAAGACCAACCAGCGGUAUUUGGACAUGAUGAUACGGAAACGGGACAGCGCCAACAGCGGCGAAGAAACAUGAAUGAAAAACAACAACCGGAAAACCUACAGUAUAUACAGAGUUAAUGAAGUUAUAAUUACAUGGCAGAGCCUGCUUGGGAAGCAAUCGUUAAUGAGAGUCCUAUUGUUCUGUACCAUUCAAUUUGGGGGUUUUCUAACCGAAAAGAACAAAAUGAUUGCAGCCCAAUCGUACUACCGUUUGCCAUACAACGGAUUCCAUCAAAGUUAAACGAAAACGAAGUGUCCCUUCCAAAUCACAGCUUCGUAGUGUUGUAUUUUUUUUCCGAUGUAUGCCAAUCGAUCUUCUUUGAGCUUUCUUUGUGAAGAAAAUCAAUUUACAGUA
Pseudo-nitzschia multistriata is the source of this 742-nucleotide messenger RNA. The record is from the annotation of a GenBank genome assembly. NCBI's taxonomy places the organism in Eukaryota, Bacillariophyta, Bacillariophyceae, Bacillariales, Bacillariaceae.